This is a messenger RNA of Cynara cardunculus var. scolymus (artichoke), 1636 nucleotides long. RefSeq names its product probable carboxylesterase 12. The transcript has 2 exons. Lineage: Eukaryota; Viridiplantae; Streptophyta; Magnoliopsida; Asterales; Asteraceae. Gene Ontology annotation, molecular function: hydrolase activity. The coding region runs from base 231 to 1208 and encodes 325 amino acids. The record is from RefSeq and is a predicted model, not a curated record.
CACCGUCUCUAUUUUUCAGUAACAUCAAACCAAAAACUAAGAUGUAGAAAAGUCAUGCACAGUGACAGCCAUGGCUGCUGGUUUGAGGUCCUAAGAUACAACUUUCAAAGCAUUGGGUACAACUUACAAACACCAGAUAAUUCGUUCCUUUUGCAUCAUCUUUAAUGCUUAGCUAAAUCUGUUCCUAUAUAUUCCCCCAAAUCUAUUCCUUCAAUCCAAGUUUUCUGAAAAUGGAUUCAUCACCAGAUGAUAUCAUCAAAGAUGAUAUCAUCAAAGAAAUAUCUGGUAUCGUUCGAGUAUACAAAAACGGCCGAGUACAAAAACUCGUCGGCACCGAUGUCAUUCCCGCCGGUCUGGAUCCUUCUUCCGGCGUUCAAUCCAAAGACGUCUUAUUUUCACCCAAUAAAACCCUCUCCGCUAGGCUUUACAUCCCCAAAUCCACGAAUUCCAGUACCACAAAACUCCCCCUUCUCAUCUACUACCACGGCGGCGGAUUCAUCAUCGAAACCGCCGCGUCCCCCAUCUACCACAACUUCUUAAACCUUAUCGCAUCGGAAUCUAACGUCGUCAUAGUUUCCGUUGACUACCGAACGGCGCCGGAGCAUCCCGUCCCCACCUGCUAUCAAGAUUCCUGGGAAGCAAUCAAGUGGGUGGCGCAACACGUUAACGGAAAUGGACCCGAGCAAUGGCUUAACAAUUACUCCGAUCUUGGUCACGUAUUCUUCAGCGGCGACAGUGCCGGCGCCAAUAUCGCCCAUCACAUGGGCAUCCGGGUCGGGUCUGAAAGCAUUAAACUUAAUCUACAAGGGAUUAUACUGCUCCACCCGUACUUUUGGGGUAAGGAUCGAAUCGGGUGUGAAUCGGACAAACACCCAUGGACAAAAGCGGUAAGAGAUUUAUGGCUGUUUGUCCACCCGGAUACGAGCGGGUUAGAUGACCCGCUGAUUAACCCGGAAAUGGAUCCGAAAGUGGCGGAUCUUGGAUGCUCCAGGGUGUUGGUUUGUGUUGGCGAGAAGGAUAUAUUGAAGGAUAGGGGCUGGAAUUAUAGAACCAUUUUGAAGGAAAAUGGGUGGAAAGGAGUAACAGAGAUGUGGGAAGAUAAAGGGGAGGACCACGUGUUUUUUCUAUAUAACCCUCGUGCUCAAAAUGCUUGUACAUUGCGCAACAGAAUUUGUACCUUCAUCAAUCGCAUCAGAGCCAAGGCCUAAUAAAGCAAAGCAAGCAAAAUUGGAUGAUACCAAAAUCGAGCAGAAAUAUCGAGCAUAUACUACCAAAAUCGAGUAGCAAAUAAAGCAAAUAUUAACAACAAUCGAUGCAUCAAACAAACCCAAAAAUAUCGAGAAUAUACUAGCAAAAUCGAGCAGCAAAUCAGAAGAAAAAACGAGUAGCAAAUCAAAAGCAAUCGAGCAGCAAAUCAGAAGCAAUAUCGAGCAAAAUCAACAGAUAAAAUCGAGUAUAAUCGAACAGCAAAUCGAGCAAAUUCGAGCAGCAAAAUCGAGCAUAAUCUAUAGAUAAGGAGAAGAGUUACCUUUGGAGAAGAGAGCCUUGAUUUGAGGAGAAACUAUUUCGGCCGAUUAGGGUUCUUGGAGGAGAAGAUUGGAGGAGAAGGAACGACUAUUGGAGGAGAAAAGAGAGG